UCAGUAAACAAACAGCGAUAUUAGAAGUCGCCGAUAAAGAAUUACAUCAAACGUUAAUAACUAAAGAAAAUUUCCAUCUCGAAGGUUCAGACAUUUAUUGUAGAAACUGGGCUGAUUAAUUCUAAAAGCUCAGUAAAAUUUGAUCAAUCAUGGCUGAAAAAUUAUCAACAUCUGAAUUGGAGGAAAAAUUUUCUCGUGCAGCAAACCAUCUUCAGUCAAUGGUCUCCAAGUUAGAUUCAACGCAGCUUUUAGAAUUUUAUGGUUUAUACAAACAAGCAACUGUUGGACCUUGUAAUACUUCAAGACCUGGCUGGCUUCAAACUCAAGCGAAAUAUAAGUGGGACGCAUGGAAUGCUCUAGGAGAUUUAAGUAAAGAAGAUGCUAUGAUUAAUUAUAUUGAAAUAAUUACUAAGCUCGAUCCUAAUUGGGAACAAAACGCUCAAGUAGGUUCUAAAUCUUGGAUCGCAGUAAGUACCUUACCUAAUACAGACGUAAUGUUGUCGGAUAAAGAUAAAACAUUAUUAGAUUGGAUUAAAGAUGGCAAUGGAAAAAAAGUAGAGGAAAUGUUGACAAAAAAUUCAUUUACUGUAAAUGUUCCUGGAAAAGAUGGAAUGACACCGAUUCAUUGGGCUGCAGACCGUGGUUACGUAUCAAUUAUCAAGAGCUUGAUUGAACAUGGUGCUGAUAUAAAUGCACAAGAUGAUAGUGGACAGACUGCUCUCCAUUAUUCAGCAUCAUGCGGUCAUAAAGAGGCAGUAAAAUAUUUACUCUCAAUAGGAGCUAAACAAAUAGAAGAUAACGAUGGAUGCACUCCUAAAGAUGUUGCUGAUAAAGAUUUAAUAGCCAUGUUUUGAUCUGUAGUUUAUUAAUACUUGAGAUUUAUAAAUCUGUGUAUGGGAUUAAUAAAACAAGUGUGGGAUCUUAUAACAACAUGAA
Messenger RNA from Chelonus insularis, 936 nucleotides. It is a transcript of the gene anox, whose product is annotated as anorexia. The transcript has a single exon. Bases 150 to 854 code for a protein of 234 amino acids. Gene Ontology annotation, molecular function: protein binding; fatty-acyl-CoA binding. Lineage: Eukaryota; Metazoa; Arthropoda; Insecta; Hymenoptera; Braconidae. The record is from RefSeq and is a predicted model, not a curated record.